CGGGGGCGCAAUCACAGGCCGCGUUAUUGCGUUCUCCAUGAUCAUAUUUCGUUUAUUCACGUUCGCACGAUGGCUGCCCAGAAUAACAUGAAGUACACUGGCCAAGCGGCGUUUGCCCCUGGGUUCGACCUCAAGCCUCACUCGUUUGCCCCCCGGCCGUUCGAUGACGAUUAUGAUGUGGAAAUCCAAGUCACGCACUGCGGCAUCUGCGGCUCCGACUUGCAUACGGUGUCUGGGGGGUGGGGCGCGAUCCAGUACCCCAUUGUUGUCGGCCAUGAAAUCAUCGGCAAGGUCGUGCGCAUUGGGCGGAAGGUGGAUGCGACCAAGUUUGCGGUCGGGACGCGCGUAGGUAUUGGCGCCCAGUGCGCGAGCUGCCUCGACUGUUCGUACUGUGGUCGCGAAAUGGAACAGCUCUGCCCCGACAUGAAAUGGACGUACAACAGCACGAUCGACUUGCCCAACGGCGAACAGUACAUCACUCAAGGCGGAUAUGCCGACUUUUUCCGUUGCCACAACAAGUUUGCAUUUGUGAUUCCCGACGCGUUGCCGUCGGCGAUCGCGGCGCCUUUGAUGUGUGCUGGGGUGACAACGUACUCGCCACUCAAAAAGUAUAACGUUGGCCCGGGAAUGAAAGUGGGCGUGUUGGGGAUUGGCGGACUCGGCCACCUCGGCAUUCAGUGGGCCGUUGCCAUGGGCGCGACCGUGACCGCUCUUUCGUCCUCAUCUAAGAAGGAGGCCGAUUGCAAGGAUGUCCUUGGUGCCCAUGCGUAUCUGAACUACUCGGACCCUGCGCAAGUGGCGGCCGCCGCCCAAUCGCUCGACCUCAUUUUGUGCACGUCCUACAGCGACAAGACCGACUGGGGAAUGCUCCUGGGACUGGUCGCCACUGAAGGCAAGUUCGUGCUUGUGGGGCUCCCCGAAGUGCCCAUCUCGUUCCACGCGUUCACCCUCGUCCCGCGCAACAUCACGUUCGUCGGCUCCAUCAUCGGAUCGCCUUCCGACAUCGAAGAUAUGCUUCUGUUUGCCGUUGAGAAGAACGUGCGGUCGAUCGUUCAGGUCAUGCCCAUGGCCGAGGCUGCCGCAGCGAUGCAAAAGGUGCACGCUGGCGAAGCCCGGUUCCGCAUCGUCCUCGAGAACUAGCGACAAGUCGAACGGAGUUGUGCCAGAUAAAUGUAUAGUUACAAGUUGCACCCGAUAACCAAACGCUGUGGGACCACCAAAGCGAGAUUGAGUGGCACGAGAGCAAAUCCUGAGUGGAGAACUGUUGUCGCGGGGCCUAGAGGGGCCAAGAGGAAAGGGUGAGCCGUCAUACCGCACCACAGCGAGUGCCGCACGUUGGACAGCACUCUGUAUUCGAAUGUCAGCUACGACUCGCUCGACCAUUGUCGCACCUUCAACAGUCGCA
Messenger RNA from Aphanomyces invadans, 1405 nucleotides. RefSeq lists its product as hypothetical. Gene Ontology annotation, molecular function: oxidoreductase activity, acting on the CH-OH group of donors, NAD or NADP as acceptor; zinc ion binding. Lineage: Eukaryota; Oomycota; Saprolegniomycetes; Saprolegniales; Verrucalvaceae. The record is from RefSeq and is a predicted model, not a curated record. Bases 70 to 1140 code for a protein of 356 amino acids. The transcript has a single exon.